Messenger RNA from Trichoderma atroviride IMI 206040, 2754 nucleotides. RefSeq lists its product as uncharacterized. Gene Ontology annotation, molecular function: zinc ion binding; DNA-binding transcription factor activity, RNA polymerase II-specific. The record is from RefSeq and is a predicted model, not a curated record. Gene Ontology annotation, biological process: regulation of DNA-templated transcription. NCBI's taxonomy places the organism in Eukaryota, Fungi, Ascomycota, Sordariomycetes, Hypocreales, Hypocreaceae.
AUGGCGAUUUCACAGUCUGGGAAGGCCAAGACGGCUCCCAAGACCAGCAAUGGCGCUUCACGACGAGGAACACAGAUGCAUCGCCGCUCAAGAACAGGCUGCUACACGUGCAGAUUAAGACGAAAGAAGUGCGACGAGGGCUCGCCUCUUUGCACGGCUUGCAAACACCUCGGCCUGCAAUGCGAGUAUAAGCGACCCAUGUGGUGGAGCAACAACGAUGCGCGAAAGCAACACAAGGAGGACAUCAAGGGCAUCAUCAAGCGCAAGAAGCUCUCGGAAAAGUCCUCGCACGCCUCCAUCAACUCUGCUUCUUCCUCGCCCCCUGGCCUGUCGCACUCCGUGCCAUCAUCUGCAACAUACACCGACCCCAUGGACCGCAACAGGUCUGCGUCCAUCGACUCUCACUUCUCAAACGGCUUCAACUUCAACGGCCCGAUGCACCAGCCCGACUACUCUUCUUACAGCUCUCAGCUGCCCCCAGACUUCAUGAUUGGCUCCUACUCACCGUACGAGAUUGAUGUCAAGACGGAGCGACAAAUGUUCAUCAAUGAUGUGCCCACAUUGAAGGAAUCCCAAGUCUCUACCUUUAGCACUUACUGCCCGCCCCCUCCAGCAGGCACAGUCCUGCCGGCCGGCACCCUUCCCGGAAGCUGGACCGAGCAUGUUCAUGAGGAGCGCCGCGAGUCGCUGGCUGAGGAAACGCUCAAUGUCAACUUCUUCGACUUUGCCCACGGACCGUCCUAUGACUCUCGGCAAGUCAAGAUUGAGCUGGAUGAGAACGACCAGCGUCUGUUUGACCACUUUAUCCAAUUUGUGCUGCCAAUCAUCUUCCCAAUCCUCGAGACAAACCAGCAUGGAUCAGUCGCGUCCGACUUGAUUCUCCCCGCUCUGCAGUCCAACAACACCUACCUUCACUGCUGUCUGAGCAUUGCAGCCCAGCACCUAAAGUCUCUGUCAGCUGGCCCCAACGAAGACCUUGAUCACGACAUCAUGAGGCAUCGCUAUGCGACUAUCUGGUCGCUUUGCGAGUCCCUGAAGAAGGAUGAGAACUACCAACAGAUCCUCGAGGCUACCCUCGGGCUCAUCUUCUUCCAGUGCGUCGUUGGCCGUUCAGACAGCGAAGAGCUGCUCGACAUUGCGUGGCACCAGCAUUUCCAAGCUGCCAUUAACCUGGUCACCAAGCUAGACCUCCCCCGUCAAGUCUUGGACCCUGCCACCCCAUUGACCCAGACCCCGUUCAACAUGACUUUGACCGCCUGGAUUGACAUCCUUGGCGCCACCAUGCAGGGAACGUCUCCUACCUUUGCCCACACGUACCGCGAGAAGCACCUGUCUCAAAUCAACCCUUACAUGGGCCUGCGCGAGCUCAUGGGCUGCGAGGACCGAGUCAUGUAUCUCAUCUCUGAGAUUGCGUGCCUCGAGUCGCUCAAGAGGGAUGGCAUGGAUGACUUCACCCUCUGCCAGCACGUGUCUGCCCUGGGCGAGCAGAUUAGCCUCACCGAGGUCAAUGAGUUCACUGCCAAGAUGCCCUACAACGCCAACGGCACACUGUCGCCCAAGCAGCUUUCCAAGAACAUCACGGCCGCCUAUCGCCUUGCGGCCCGCAUCUACCUGUGCAGUCUGGUGCCUGGGUUCAGCCCCAACCAGCCUUCGCCGAUGAGUCUGGUUGACAAGCUUACGAAUGUCUUGCAAUUUAUUCCUUCUGGGCCCGAGGGCUAUGACAGCAGCUUGGUCUGGGUCUAUCUCUUGUGUGGCUCCAUCAGCCUUCCCGGCUCCGACUUUCGCAUGCUGUUUGAGGAUCGUGUUGCGCAGCUUGGCGACCAGGCCAGCUGUGGCUCUUUUGGCCGCAUGGUCAUGGUGCUGCGUGGCCUCUGGCUUCACAAUGACAAUGUGUCGAGGCAAGGAACGCCCGACAGCACCGGAUCAGAUGUGGCCCAGCCAUAUAUCCACUGGCGAGAUUUCAUGCGGAUGCAGAACAUGGAGUACCUGCUCAUGUAGGCGAGCUUUGGCCGUAUCUUUCUAAGCUGGUCUUUGAGGUGCGACAAAGCAGGAGAGCCUGCGUAAGUAGCUACUUGCUCCAUGUUCUUCCUUUUUCCGCCGCAAAGGCAAAGCAGGCAUUUGCCUUUUUUUUUUUCAUCUUUCAUCUUAUUUAUUUCAUCUUAUAAUUUCUUUACCAGUGUAAAGGUUUGAUACCUUUAUGCCUUUUUACUUCACAUAUACCCAACUGGCAUGGGACUAUUAGAGGAUGCCGCAAGGCAAGCAGAGCUCAUUGCGGAUUUUAAACAGAGAUUGUGCGAAUCUGGGAAAGCCUUUGAUACUUGGAAACACUUUUGGAUACUUGAAACGCUUGGAUACUUGGAAGGAAACUAACGAGAUUUUGGAGAAAGUCUGCCUGGAUGGCGGACGGUGAUGAGUGACGCAUUUUCCCCUUUUCUUCUUCUUUUACACCCCCUUUCUUUGAAAUUGCGAGCAUGUGGUAAUGCACUCGCUAUACUUUUAUAUACCAGGCUGGCAUUGGGCUCGGCGUCUUUGAGGGUUUUGUUUUGUUUCCAGCCCUUGGAAGGGUGGAUAGCCUCGAUGGCUGGUUUUCAUGAAGCAUCUAGCAUAGUUAUGGGUCCUUGGGACACGGAAAGAUUACAAGAGCGAGGAGAUUGAAAGAAGGAUAUAUAGUAUAUGUCAUCAGUCAUCAUCAUCAUUCUUCUACGUGGAGGAUGAUGAACUUGCUGAAAAAUACCAAUUUGAUGGUUCUUCCUA